AUGAGUGAUCAAUCAGAUAAACAACCGAUUAAGAAGAGGUCGUUGAGCAGCUACCUAUCGAAUGUAAGUUCUAGAAAAGAAGAACUUAUUAAAAUUGCACAAAAGGAAAAAGAGAAACAAGAACAUGAAAAACUUGAGAAAGUUAGAUUAGAAAAAGAGAAAAUAGAGAAUGAAAAAUUAGAGAAAGAAAGAAUAGAACGAGAUAGAAUUGAAAAAGAGAAAAUAGAGAAAGAAAGAAUUGAAAAUGAAAGAAUUGAAAAUGAAAGACUUGAAAUGGGAAGAUUAGAACAAGAAAGAAUUAAGAAUGAAAUAAUUGCUAAGGAGAGAUUGGAACAAGAGAAACAAAAUUUAGAAAGAAUAGAACGAGAAAGAUUAGAAACGGAAAAAUUACAACAGGAGAAACUAUUACAAGGAAAACUUGAGCAAGAGAAACGAGAUCAAGAAGAACGCGAAAGAGAAAGGAUUGAAAAUGAACAAGAGAUAUCAAAACAGAAUACUGAUGAUGAAAACCAGAAAGUUCAAAUAGAACAACCGUCCACUUCAAAUGAUAAGAAUACAAUAACGAAUUCUCAAUCAGAGGAUCAACUAGUUACAAUUCCCGAGAUUCAUACAGAAAAUAUAAGUCAUAUAAUUCAUCAUGUGGAGAAACGAAAUGACGAUCAUCUAAUAAAGGAUAAUCAUGAUGAAAUAGUACAAGAUCAAAAACAUUCGCUGAAGACAAACAUCGACUUACAAUUGCAUCAUACGAAAUCUCAUGAUACAAUAUCUCGUGAUACUUUGAAAUCUUUGUUGAAAGAGCCUAAAAACUCAGAUGAUUAUAAAGAAAGCGAAAGUGAUAAUCCGCCUACUAGUACCAAACAAGAAGGGGAUUUUGAGUCAUUUAAAGAAAUAGAAAGUGAAGGUGAAACAGAAGAAGGAUCUCCAGUAAAAUUAAGAAGAGGUAAAUUAGUUAGAGGAGAUAAGAUGAAUGCACCCCAAACAAACUUAGAUGAAGACUUAAUGUUUGCUAAUAACUCUGACUCCGAUCUCUCAGAUAUUGAUGAUGACAUGAAAAGUGUAGGGAUUACAAGUAGCUUCUUACAUGAUAAUUCCUCUCCACAAAAGGGUACAACCAUCUCGACCGAAAAAACUGGAUCCACGAAUGAAUUGUUUCCUUCUUCGCCUAUCAAACGUGUCAUUUCGUCAAAGGAUCGUAAUAAGUCUCAUAUUGCUGUUUCGAAACAUAGUAAGACUAAAAAAGGUCUAUACAGAGACUCUGGAGGUAGAACCAAACUUCAAAUCGCUUGUGAUAAAGGUAAAAUUGAUACUGUGAAGAGUUUAUUAGCUGAAGGUGAUAUAAAUAUUAAUGAUCAAGAUAAUGCUGGUAACACACCACUACACGAAGCUGCAUUAAAUGGUCAUAUAGAUAUUGUAAAAUUAUUAGUCGAAGAAGGUGCAAACAUCAAUAUGCAAUCUUAUGAAAUGUUUCAAGAUACUCCUUUAAUUGAUGCAUCUGCUAAUGGUCACCUCGAAGUUGUUUCAUAUUUAUUAAAAAAUAAUGCCGAUCCGACAAUUACAAAUGCAAAGGGUAUGACAGCAUACGAAGCCAUUGAAGAGGAUUCAGAUCUUGAUGAAUCAGAGAAAGAAUUAGUUGAUGAUAUUAAGAAAACAUUAAGAGAAUCUACUAAGAUCUGGAAUGAUGAACAUGAAAGUGAUGCUAAUAGCGACCUUAUAUCCAGAGGAAGACACAGCACACCUGGUGGCGGACACGAAAAUAGCCGUUCAGGUACUACAAGUCGUCAUGAUUCUAGUGAACCAUCUGGGUUACAUAGGAAGAAUGGAAACAGUUCAAUAGAUAAAGACCAUCUGACUAAUGAGGAAAUACCAUUUUACUGGAAUGAUAUCACUACGUCAACUGGUAAGAAUAAAUUAUUGAAAGCUUCUAAGGAAGGGAAUCUUGCAUAUGUUGGUCAAUAUUUAGAAAAUGGUGGACGUCCAGAUUUUAAAUCAUUUUUCGAAGCAGUUAAAUUUGGCCAUUCUGAAAUUACUAGUUUAUUCCUUGCGUUUGGUGCAUCAAUUAAUAAUACUGCUAGAGAUGGUAUAACUCCACUAAUGAUUGCAGUUGGUCGUGAUCAUUUAAGUACAGUUAAACUUUUACUAGAGGCUGGUGCCGAUGUACUUGCAAAGGAUAAAAUUGGUCACAACGUUUUAUAUUAUGCCAGAAAUAGCAUGGUUGGUUUAAAUACACCAGAAGAAAUUGAAUUGAUCGAGGAAGCUACUAAGAAAGCCGGUGGUUCUAUUGAAGUUGAAGACAUAGAAACACUUGAACCACAACCAAGAUCUAUUGAGAACAACUUCUUAGAUGAACCACCCAAAAAGGAAAUUACAGUUCAUAAAAACAAACCUUGGAAGAAACAUGAACCGGUCAUUAACAGUAAGGAAAUGGAUCAAGAAAUGUCUGAUGAGGAAGAUGAUGAUGUUGCCAUACCUAUCAGUAAAAGAACGGCUUCACCAGCAUUAAAUGUUAGUCAUGAUCAUAAUAGAAAGAGAAGAUCGCCUGAAGCUCAUAAUAAUGAUAGUCAUAAUAGUAGUAGACAUCAAACUCCUGUUCCAAAAGAAUUUGAAAUUGAAAAUGAAGAAGAAUCUCAUGGAGGUACGCAUGAUAGUAAACGUAUAAAACAUGAAUUAUUAAUUGAUGGUGAACCACGAACUCAAGGACCUGAUAAAUCUAAGAAAGUUAAUGAAGAGACUGCCGAAGAGAAAGAAUUACGAUUAAAAGCCGAAGAAGAAUACAGAUUACGUAAGAUUCAAAAUAAGAAAUUAAAAGAGCAAGAGAUGCUACAUAAGAUGCAAGAAGAUGAAAAGAAACGUGACGAAGAAAAAGCAAAACAAAAAGUUGAACAAGUUAAAAAAUUAGAAGAAGUUAAAAAACAACAUGAAUUAGAAAUACAGAAACAAGAAGAGGAAGAUGAAAUAUCUAGGAGACGCAAUAUUAGAUCUAGAUAUCCCUUGGGUCUUAAGAUUAUUAGUGAUAAUUUGAAUUCUUCCUUGGCAGACGAUGAUUAUAUGAAAUAUCUUCCUUUAUAUUUCACAACUUUUGAAGAUUCAGGAGAUAAAAGGUUCAUAUUAGAUUUACAAUUACAAAUCAUAUUAAUUAACAGACACGAACUGUUUAAUUCUAUUGUAUCAGAAAUACAAGAUGAUAAAAUCCCUAUAAGCUUAAUUCAAGAGAAGACCGCACUAUGGAAUAUGAUGAAAUUCAUAUUUUUAUACGGUGGUUCAAUGAAUGAUAAUGAUACUUCUUCUGGGAAUAUUCAAAAUACAUUAGAACAAUUAAACAUUGAUACAAGGCUAGACUUUGAAAAUCAAGAGUUUAAUAAAUUUUCCCAAUUACCAUUAAAUUGGAUUCCUUUGGACAAUAUUUUAUCUUUGAUCCCUCAUGACCUCCUUGUACCUAUUGAAUCCCAAAUGAUUCAAGUGCAACCUCCUCAAUUGAAACAAUCAUCAUUAAUACCGCCAACCACGAACUCAAACAAGACUGUCCCUGCAUCAUCAUCAUCAUCAACGCCAUUAUCUCAUUUACCUAUUAAAUUACAACGUCGUCACGUGGUCACGAACCUGUGCUAUCACUAUAGACGGGCACCCACAAACCCUGCUCGUACUCAACGACAAUUUACAGCUCUGUGGCAGUGA
Messenger RNA from Maudiozyma saulgeensis, 3672 nucleotides. NCBI's taxonomy places the organism in Eukaryota, Fungi, Ascomycota, Saccharomycetes, Saccharomycetales, Saccharomycetaceae. The record is from the annotation of a GenBank genome assembly.